UAGUCCAUUUUGAAAAGUUUUAACCAAAAAAAAAAUAAAAAAUAGAGUUCAGAUAGAGCUUCUCGGUGACUUUCGGCUCCCAUCCCCAGCUGCGGAACGUCAGCGCGCCGGCGACCGUACGAAGGCCGUUGCGUCAGCCCUUCCCACCGAUCCUCCGCGCAUUUUUUGCCGUCGUGCGAGGCGAUUUCAUGCCACCUGCAAGGCAAGCUCCUCCGUGAUAAGAACAACACAAAAUCUCUACUCUGCUUUUUCAUUACCUCUCACUGAGCUCGCAAAACUUCCUCAGGCUCUCCAAAAUUAUUACUUGAAUUCAAUCUUUUCAGCUGCCGAAACCCCAAAAGCAUAAAAAGAAGAAUCAAUGCAUGCUUCAAGGAUUCUUCGCAGGUCGAUUUGCCAUUAUAUAGUGGGAAAACAUAAUUCUCUCCAAUCCUUUUCGGCAAUCCAAGAGAACUACUCACUCACUCUUAAUCCCCAAAAAUGUCUUCACCAAAGUUGCAGAACUCUCAUCUUGGAACCCACGUCGUCUCAGUUCGUCAAACUUAACAGACUCUCCGACUUGGAUUCUGGAAUUGUUGAAGUUAGUUUGGACAGGCCUGAGACGAAGAAUGCCAUUGGGAAAGAUCUGCUGAGAGGAUUUAAAAAUGCACUUGAAGAGAUCAGUACUGAUUCCUCUGCUCAUGUCAUGUUGAUCCGUAGUUCAGUUCCCAAGGUGUUCUGUGCAGGGGCUGAUUUGAAGGAACGCAAGAGACAGAGUGCGUCUGAGGUUCAAUCUUUUGUAAACUCAUUGCGCUCCACAUUCUCAUUUUUAGAGGCACUUGGUAUACCUACUAUUGCUGUCAUUGAAGGUGCUGCAUUGGGUGGUGGACUUGAAAUGGCUCUAUCAUGUGAUCUCCGAAUAUGUGGAGAAGAAGCCGUACUGGGAUUGCCAGAAACAGGACUUGCUAUAAUUCCCGGGGCGGGUGGGACACAGCGGCUUCCUAGAUUGGUCGGAAAAGCCAAAGCUAAGGAACUUAUAUUCACCGGCAGGAGGAUUAGUGGCAUGGCUGCAUUGUCUAUUGGCCUCGUCAAUUACUGUGUUCCUGCUGGCGAAGCUCAUCAAAAAGCACUCGAAAUUGCUCGGGAAAUAAAUGAAAAGGGUCCAAUAGCAAUAAGAAUGGCGAAGAGGGCCAUUAACGAUGGACUGGAGGUAAACACGGUUUCAGGCAUGGCAGUAGAACAGGAUUGCUACGGACAACUCUUGGACACAACAGAUCGUUUGGAAGGCCUCGCGGCAUUUGCUGAGAAGCGGAAACCAAAGUACACUGGAGAAUAAAAUCAUAGUUGAUAUAGAUCUUUAUUUGGUGUUAACUAUUCGAGAUUCAGCAGCAGCAGCAACAACAAAAGUUUCCUUUUCUAAAUAAUUUGUUUAUCGUAUAUUGUCUUUAAUUUCAUUUAGUUUCCAGUUCUUGCUAGUUUCCUAUUCCUAGCCUCAACAAGUCCUAUGUAUAUGAGUGUAAUUGGAUUAUUAUAAU
Morus notabilis is the source of this 1511-nucleotide messenger RNA. RefSeq names its product probable enoyl-CoA hydratase 2, mitochondrial. Lineage: Eukaryota; Viridiplantae; Streptophyta; Magnoliopsida; Rosales; Moraceae. The transcript is spliced from 9 exons. The coding region runs from base 359 to 1312 and encodes 317 amino acids. Gene Ontology annotation, biological process: fatty acid beta-oxidation. The record is from RefSeq and is a predicted model, not a curated record. Gene Ontology annotation, cellular component: mitochondrion. Gene Ontology annotation, molecular function: enoyl-CoA hydratase activity.